This is a messenger RNA of Trichoplusia ni (cabbage looper), 1915 nucleotides long. RefSeq names its product octopamine receptor-like. The transcript is spliced from 9 exons. Bases 282 to 1409 code for a protein of 375 amino acids. Gene Ontology annotation, biological process: phospholipase C-activating G protein-coupled receptor signaling pathway; cell-cell signaling; positive regulation of cytosolic calcium ion concentration. Gene Ontology annotation, molecular function: alpha1-adrenergic receptor activity. The record is from RefSeq and is a predicted model, not a curated record. NCBI's taxonomy places the organism in Eukaryota, Metazoa, Arthropoda, Insecta, Lepidoptera, Noctuidae. Gene Ontology annotation, cellular component: membrane.
UGCUUUGUUCCAUUUUAGUACUUCUAAUGUAUUAGACAAUCAACGGUAAUGCUUCCGAAUUGUCUUGACAACAUUUUCAAAGUACCCUCAACUUUAUUUAAAUCUUCCUAAUUUCUUAUUUUCAUUUAAUCGUUCCUAUGACUUGUAGUCUUCUAUUAUAUAUUUAUAACUGUCCAUUGCAACGCUUUUUAAUAUGAAGUAUUUAAGUUUCACCGUAAUUAAAGCUAUAAAAAACAUAUUUAACUAAUAAGACAUUUGGAGGAGUAUAGUAAGGCAAAACAAUGUUCCAAAACAGCACACUGCAUCCUCGAGGCGGGUUCUCAAGUGGCUGGUGUGCUACAGCAGCAGCGAUGGCGGCGCUAGCAACUGUCACCAUUGUUGGUAACGCAGCGGUGUUGAUCGCGCUUCGUCGCGUGCGCACUGCGCCGGCGCACUACCCGCUGGCCAGCCUCGCGACCGCUGAUCUUCUGGUCGGGUUGUUUGUGCUGCCGGUAGCAGCUACGAGAGAGCUGUUUGUGUUUCAAUUAGACCCGAUAACCUGUGACUGCUGGAAGAUGCUAGAUGUGCUAUGCUGUACAGCAUCCAUCCUUUCUCUCUGCGCGCUGGGCUGGGAGCGGUGGUCUGGUAUCACGGCACCGCUGGGUCGCGCCAGACGGGCCAAGAAAGCACGACUUUACACGGCCCUGGUGUGGCCCACGGCUGUGGUAGUGGCACUGCCGACAGCCUUCAUACCGUCGCCCAAGUAUGUUAAUGCUGAGGAAAAGGCGUGUCCGGAUAACACUAAUGUUGGCUACGUAUUCUACAGCGCGACCCUAUCCUUCUAUCUGCCUGCUGUUGUGAUGUUGGUACUAUACGCCCGCAUACUCCUCGCGCUCUCUGUUCCUCCCAAGAUACGAGCCCACCGGGGAGGCAUGCCGUGUAUAGACUCCGUACAGGAGGGCAAAGCUUCUAAAACAGCGCUGACAAGGUGUGCCACGGCAGAGCCGAUUCGUACAUCGCAAAGACAACAAAAUAAUUCUAUCGUUCUCUCACCAAAGGGACGUCAUCUAAACCAACCAGAGAGCACGCCGGUCGAUGGCUGCACGGCCUCGACACCUUUAAAGCAUCCUGGUGCUCCAUGCACCAUCAUCUCCCGCCAGCGUCGUGCGACGCGGACCAUCGUCAGACUAAUGGGCUUGUUUCUUCUUUGCUGGUCUCCUUUCUUCACUAUUCUUCCUAUAGAUUCCCUAUGCGACUGCGUGCAGGACUCCAUCUGGCAAUGGUGCACGUGGCUGGGGUUCACCAACUCUGCCCUGAACCCGCUGGUGUACGCGGCCGCCUCGCCCAGCGUGCGCCGCGCCCUGCACGCCUCGCUCGCGAGUACUGUGCGAGCUGACGUGCCUAUGACUCCUACACUACGGCAUCGAUGAGCUGGUAUCUCAAGAUGGCGGCAACUGUCAAAAUGGCGGAGAUGACGAUUGGCGGGCGGGAGAGUGUGGCCGCUCCGCCGAAGUCCUUAGCGUCGGGAGCGCAGGUCUUGCACGUGCAGCGACCGGACAAGCAGUAGCCAGGCUCGUCUUCUUCAGAGACGCACUCCUGUGAAGGUUUUAUAGUUGAGGUCUAUAUGUUCAAGAACUGGGCCCCAAUUCUGCUAUUUACAAUGGCCGAUGAAUGAAAGAAAAUUGACUUAAAUUGACAAAGUAACUAGCUGAAUCGGGGCCCAGUAGGGUACAGUUUUAUAAUCAUGACAUGUUUUCUUGGCUUAAAUGACAGUAACAAAGGCAUACGGGGAAAGAGGAUUGACUGUAGGUGUGACGUCAUCAUAGUGUUUAAGAUUUAUAGUGAUUAUGAGUGUGUAUAUUUAAGGUAGAAUUUAAUAAUUUAUUGUCGUUUGUAAAUAUUUUAUGGAUUGAUUAAAAAAUUUAAUGUAUGAUAA